This is a messenger RNA of Pristis pectinata (smalltooth sawfish), 1236 nucleotides long. Its product is annotated as gamma-interferon-inducible lysosomal thiol reductase-like. Gene Ontology annotation, molecular function: oxidoreductase activity, acting on a sulfur group of donors, disulfide as acceptor. The record is from RefSeq and is a predicted model, not a curated record. NCBI's taxonomy places the organism in Eukaryota, Metazoa, Chordata, Chondrichthyes, Rhinopristiformes, Pristidae. Bases 71 to 844 code for a protein of 257 amino acids. The transcript has 7 exons. Gene Ontology annotation, cellular component: lysosome.
AGAAGUACAGGAAGUCUCUUAUAUUCUGGAAGUGCUGGGGAUCUGCCGAGCAUUCAUUCAGUUGUACAGUAUGAGAGUGGAAACGGUCCUGAGCUGCCUGUUGUUAUGGGUGGUGGGUGAGGUUGGCGGGAGACCACCCUGUCGUUAUCCCCCGGCACAGUGGUGCAGCUCCUAUCAAAUCGCUAGCGCAUGUCAGGUGGUACACCAGUGUUUGGAGUCCAAGCUGCUGGAGCCUGCUGAACCUGUCCAGAUCAGCCUUUACUACGAGAGUCUCUGUGGAGCAUGUCGUGCCUUUCUUGUGUUCCAGCUUUUCCCCACCUGGCUGAUGCUGCACGAAAUGAUGAAUGUCACUCUCGUCCCAUAUGGAAACACUUUGGAGAAAAACGAAAGUGGGAAGUGGAUUUUCACUUGUCAACAUGGUCAGGAGGAAUGCAUGGGAAACAUGAUUGAGGCCUGCUUGAUGCACACUCUCCAGGACCUCGCACGAUACUUCCCCAUCAUUUUCUGCAUGGAAUCGGCAUCUGAUGUGCUUUCAGCUGCUCAGCUGUGUCUGAAAGUUUACGAGCCCAAUGUAACCUGGACUGAGAUUGAAAAAUGCGUAAAUGGCGACUUGGGAAAUAAGCUGAUGCACCAGAAUGCAGAACGAACUGCAGCACUAAGCCCACCCCACAAGUAUGUGCCCUGGAUCCUGGUCAAUGGGAAACACUCAGAUGAGUUAGAGACCCAGGCUGUAAAUUCUCUCUUUAACCUGGUGUGUAAUACUUACAAGGGGAAGAAACCAACAGCUUGUGAAUUAGCUGAAGGAAGGAGUAUAUUCCCACAAUGCAUGGCUCCACUAAAAUGAGUGGCACUGACUCAUUUUCAGCUAAAUCUGUGGGUAGAAAGGGGCACUUCAUGAAGAAGUGACUGAAAACUUCACGGAGACUGUCAGUACUAACAAAGCUGCAGCUGCUUACUGGGUCUGCUGUGCUACAGGUCAGCAGAGAUCUGAAGCUGAGCUCUACUAAUUAUUGUGAUUUUUUUUGUAUCCCAAACUGAAUCAGUGUAAAAAAAUCUUUGGUAAUGCUUUGGAAACCAAAGGAGAAAAAAGUGUGAUAGUUUCUUUGAGAACCAAAACACAAAUUCAUAUAAAGGAAGAUUAUCAAGGCUUUAAUGCAAACUCUCUCUUAUCAAACAGGAAACGUGUUCAGGGGAAUUCCUUGUUGAAUUGAAAAUAAAUGAAACUAUUUUAACAAA